UUUAAUCAAUUGUGAGGUAUCACUUCCAAACAAAACAAAACAAAAAAAACAUCAAAAACAACAAUGACGUUGACGGAAAAAGAUACGGAAAUUAUCCAAAAAACUUGGACAAUGGUCCGCGCUGAUUCUAUACAAGCUGGUGUUGAUUUAUUUCGAAAAUUUUUUGAAGCCAAUCCUGAUUAUGUAAAACUGUUUCCAUUCGACAACCAUGAAGAUAUAGAAGCUGUAUUGAAAAGUUCAACAUUAAAAAUGCAUGCCGGUCGUGUUAUGACAGCAUUAUCAUCCAUUGUUGACAAUCUUAAUGAUCCAAUUAUGUUUGAAGAAAAUUUACAAAAAAUCAUCAUAAGCCAUGUACAACGUAAUAUCGAGCUUAAACAAUUUGAAAAUCUUAAAUUGGCUUUAGUACAAUUAUUAAUGGAUAAAUUAGGCACCAACAUAAUGGAUGAUCAAGCCAAAGAAUCGUGGUCAAAAGCAUAUGACGUUAUUCUUGAAACGUAUAAAAAAAGUAAACAAAAUUCUCAAUCAUCAUGAUGAUCAACGAAAUGAUUCAAAAAAAAAAAAUAUGGAAAUAUUUCGACCCUUUUCAAAAAUUCAUG
Molecule: messenger RNA, 596 nt
Organism: Dermatophagoides farinae (American house dust mite)
Lineage: Eukaryota; Metazoa; Arthropoda; Arachnida; Sarcoptiformes; Pyroglyphidae
Gene: glob1
Product: globin 1
Molecular function (GO): oxygen binding; heme binding
Source: RefSeq, a predicted model, not a curated record